CACAAUGGGGAGAUUCCCCCCAGUAGUCUGUGUCUCUGCCCCUCCCACAAUGAGGAGAUUUCCUGCAGUAGUUUUUGUGUCUCAGCCCCUCCCACAAUGGGGAGAUUUCCUGCAGUAGUUUGUGUCUCUGCCCCUCCCACAAUGGGGAGAUUUCUUGCAGUAGUCUGUGUCUGUGCCCCUCCCACAAUGGGGAGAUUUCCCUGCAGUAGUCUGUGCCCCUCCCACAAUGGGGAGAUUCCCCCCAGUAGUCUGUGUCUCUGCCCCUCCCACAAUGAGGAGAUUUCCUGCAGUAGUUUGUGUCUCAGCCCCUCCCACAAUGGGGAGAUUUCCUGCAGUAGUUUGUGUCUCUGCCCCUCCCACAAUGGGGGGAUUUCUUGCAGUAGUCUUUUGUGUCUCUGCCCCUCCCACAAUGGGGAGAUUUCCUGUUGUAGUUUGUGUCUCUGCCCCUCCCACAAUGGGGAGAUUUCCUGCAGUAGUCUGUGUCUCUGCCCCUCCCACAAUGGGGAGAUUUCCUGCAGUAGUUUGUGUCUCUCUGCCCCUCCCACAAUGGGGAGAUUUCCUGCAGUAGUUUUUUGUGUCUCUGCCCCUCCCACAAUGGGGAGAUUUCCUGCAGUAGUUUGUGUCUCUGCCCCUCCCACAAUGAGGAGAUUUCCUGCAGUAGUUUGUGUCUCUGCCCCUCCCACAAUGAGGAGAUUUCCUGCAGUAGUUGGUGUCUCUGCCCCUCCCACAAUGAGGAGAUUU
This is a messenger RNA of Staurois parvus, 741 nucleotides long. The record is from the annotation of a GenBank genome assembly. NCBI's taxonomy places the organism in Eukaryota, Metazoa, Chordata, Amphibia, Anura, Ranidae.